Molecule: messenger RNA, 1056 nt
Organism: Suillus plorans
Lineage: Eukaryota; Fungi; Basidiomycota; Agaricomycetes; Boletales; Suillaceae
Exons: 3
Coding region: 1-1056 (351 amino acids)
Source: RefSeq, a predicted model, not a curated record
AUGGAUGGAUAUAUACCAAUUCUAAAUCAAGAUCAAAUCACCCCUGAACGCGACCGUCACUCGCAACGUGAACGCGAUAGACUCAAUCGACUUCAGAUGACAUCUCCUACAAGGCGCAAUCGUUGCCAUGCUGCCCAUGAUGAUCAGAAUAGGCCUCCGCCUCCUGUACCCCAGCCUAAUUUUGUGCCGGCUAAUGAACCCCAAGCAGGGCCUGUUCCACAACCUCCUCUCUACUUUCGAUAUCCACCGCUACCAGUUGAGCAGUAUCCUGGCUUGCCACGAAAUGCGAUUGCACAUGUGCAGCGUGCUCAUCAUCAUCCUCCAGUGGAUUAUAAUGCACGCUUAAAUGAGCAAAUGAAUGCAGCUCAUAAUGAUAGAUGCCGUCGACAUAAUAUUUGUCAGCAACAGGACAGAGAUGAGAUAAGACAGCAGGCACAGGCAGAACUUAUGCAGCCUCCACAGGUGCUUCCAAUUCAUAACCAGCACAUUCAACCUGCUCCUCCUGCUCCUCCUGUGUAUGGCCCUAUUCAUUAUGAGGGUGCUCACAACUUUGACAAUCCCCUGCACUACUUUGCGCCUAAUCAUGCACCACCUAUGCCCAUGCUACCAGAACCAGAUUAUCAGCAGUUUAAUCUUCAAUUUCAAAAUCAUAUCAAUGCAGAGCAAAGGGAACACGAGCGCAUUAGAAAUGACUUGCUUCAAAGGCAAGCACAGGAGGAAUUCCGUCGAAAUCAAGUGCAGCUACAAUUGCAGCAGCAAGAGGCUGAGAGGGUCCGUAGACAGGCUCAAUUGCAGCAGGAGGAGGCUCUUUACCUCCAGCAGCAAGAAGCUGAAAGGAUCCAAAGACAGGCUCAAUUGCAGCAGCAAGAAGCUGAGAGGAUCCAGAGACAGGCUCAAUUGCAGCAGCAUGAGGUUCUUCGCUUGCAGCAACAAGAAGCUGAGAGAAUUCAAAGACAGGCUCAAUUGCAGCAGCAUGAGACAGGCUCAAUUGCAGCAGCAGGAGGCUCUUCACCUACAGCAGCAGCAAGCUCUUCACCUGCAGCAACGGCAAGCUGA